AUUUAACGAAAACGUGCGAGGAAAUGUAAACAGCAUAAAAAUAUCUUAAAAUGGAUUAUUUCACAUUCUCAUUUCAUUAUAAUGACAUUUUGCAUGAUUUAAGUAGUACAUGCAGAUUUUGUCUUCGAAAAGCUGAAAAUCAUUCAAUACUGCUGUUUGAAGUUACAGAAUCAAGCAUUAAAAAUUUUGAAGAAUUGACACAAACCAAGCUUUUCAAUAUAGAUGCUCAAGGUGAUUUAAUAUGUGGCGAAUGCAGUGGUCAAUUAGAAAAUUUCUAUUUGUUCAAGCAGCAACUUAUAUUGAAACAGAAUCAGCUUAAAGAAAUGAUAGACAAAGUUUGCAAUUCGAUAAAUUUGAUGGAUCAACAGGAAGACAAUACGGAAAUAUUCUAUGAAAAGUUGAUUGAGGAAGAUGAAGACGAUGAUUUGAUGAAUUUCAAUUUUCUCCCAAGUGUGAAGGAUUUAGAAGAUACUUCAGAUAAUGAUGCAAUUAUUAAACUCAUCGAUGAUAUUCAAGAGAGAAAUGAAAUGAUUUUGGAAAGUUCGAAGCCAAAUGUAAAACUGAACGAUAAAAAACAUUCAAAAAGUUCUUGUAAGAAAAGCAACGAAAAAGUUUCUGAACCUGUCACUAGAAAUGAAGAAUUAAAAUUUACCAAGCAACUGCCAAAAUUGAUUAUAAAGCCAGUACUUUUUGAAGAUGAAACCUCAGUUGAAACUGGAGGAAUUGUGUUGUUUUCACAAAAUGAACUUUGCAGCAUUUGUGGCCUUCAAUUUCCUUCUGAUUAUCAACUUAAACGACAUCUAAGAACUUCACAUCCGCUUGAACAACCAUUAGAAUGCUGCAACAGGAUUUUCAAAUUCUUGAAAGAUUAUAAAAAACAUCAAAUGACAGAUCACCCAAAGGCCAUCGAAUGUUUAAUUUGUGGAAAAAUUUUAAAGAGCCAGAAAACUUUUAUAGUUCAUAAAAAGUCGCAUCAAAGUUUAAGCGAACGGAAGUUUCGAUGUUCACAUGCUGAUUGUCACAAAGCAUUCAACUUCAAACUUCAUCUUGAAAAUCACGAACGAACUCAUACCGGAGACAAACCAUUUAAAUGUAAACAAUGCGAAGCAUCAUUUAAACAAAGUUAUCAAUUAACACUUCACAUAAGAAAGCAUCAAGGAAUUAUCCACGAAUGUUCAAAAUGUAAACUAAAAUUUUCCUUGAAAAGUCAACUUGAUAAACAUACGAAAGUAUGUAACAAAGAAAUUACAGGUAAAAAACGAUUUCGUACAAUAAAUAAAAUAGAUGAAAUUUAAUUAGUUAAAAAGAUAAACCAUAGCCAAAAAAAGCAUUUCUUAUAAGAUUUUUUAUAAGUCAAUAGUCAUGAGUUAAUAAAUUAAUGUCUAGAAUAGUCUA
Molecule: messenger RNA, 1395 nt
Organism: Clunio marinus
Lineage: Eukaryota; Metazoa; Arthropoda; Insecta; Diptera; Chironomidae
Source: the annotation of a GenBank genome assembly